AUCUGAAGGUCACUGCGUUCAGCUGACUGUCGAAAUGCCGAUGUAUGAAGUACUCUCUAGACAGGCGACGUGCCCAACGUGUUCAGGGGCAGGAUAUGUACCGAAAGAUUCAAAGGCAGAAUAUGUGGCCUUAAUUCCUUUAACGGACAGACGACUACGACCACGCAGAAUGUGCCUCAAGUUAUUCGGCGCCGUGGUAGUAUGCUCUUUAACUUUUGUCCUCCUUUUGAUAUUCCUUUUCCCACGAACAAUCUCUAUUAGCAGCUCAGUAUACAAACUAUCACCGAUAACUGCUAUUGUUAACAAUGAAAAUUCUGUGAUAUAUCUCACUGUGAAUAACCAAAUCAACGUUUCAAACCCAAACUUUGUCCCGGUAACAGUUAACAAAAUCACUGUAUCUCCGAAAUAUCGUUCGGUUGACUUACAAGAAACCGUCUCCAAUACCACCUGGACAACACCACUUCGUUCAAAAACCUUAUUAAACGUAACGACAAUGUUAUACUUUGAGCACAAGCAUUUCGAUGUAAUUAAACUGUGUCUUAUGAAGCUGGAAUACUUUCAUGAUAUAUAUGUAACUUUUACAUUUCACGUGAGUUACACAUUAUUAUGGCAAAACUUUGAUGCAUAUCUCACAAUUAUGCCAUUGGUUGAUUGUUAUCCAACCAAUAGGAAUGCAUCUAGCAUGACCUUGAUGUGAUUGGCUGUGCGAAUAUUUGUUUACUUAUCAUCAUCAUAUCAUCAUCAUCGUGGUAAACAACAUCAACAUGCAAAUCACAUGAUUUCUUAUCAUUUCACGAUACUUUACUACUAUUCAUCUUUUAUGAAUUGAUAUUUUCUUUAUUUUUGUAUACAGAUUGAUUUUUAACUUUACAUUAAUAUUACUUGUGUUCUAAUGAUUUUGACUACUACUUUGUUAUUGCCUAUAUGAUAUUUGAAUGAAGUGAAAUUAGAAUUCGGGGUUGUAUAGUGAUGAGAUAUUUAUAAAAAUGAUUAAUCUUAUGCACUGAACCUUCUGAAUUCCUUCUUUGGCUCAGUUUUCCAUUUUAACUUCAAAUCAUGUAUCCCCCCCCCACCCCACCCCAAUUUAUAUAAAUAUACGAUCAAAUUAUAUGCCUUCUUCAACUGAAAGCGAAUCAGUUAGUGAUCACAGCAGCAAGCUCAUCAUCCCCAAUUAUACUAGUGAUAUUUUUCAUUUACUUUUUUUUAAAAUUAUUAUUAUUCCAACGUUUCUUUUUUUUAAAAAAAAUCUUGCAUUUCAUAUUUGUGGAUGAGUAU
Molecule: messenger RNA, 1275 nt
Organism: Trichobilharzia szidati
Lineage: Eukaryota; Metazoa; Platyhelminthes; Trematoda; Strigeidida; Schistosomatidae
Source: the annotation of a GenBank genome assembly